CCACCUCUUCUCUUCUCCCCUCGCCUCCGCGAAGCGAGAGAAACCCCAACCUCGUCGGCGGCGAUGUCGUCGUCGUCGCGGCGGCCGGCGAGGAGGGCGGCGUUGACGGCGAGGUCGUCGUACGACGAGUCGCUGGUGGACGCCGAGCUGGAGUCCUACCUCGGGAACGCCAGGUCGCGGCGGAUCAGCCGGCUGCGCCGCCUCUCCGCCGACGAGCGGCAGCGGGAGACGGAGACGGAGGCGCUAAUAGCGCUCUCGCUGGGCUUCCCCAUUGACGAGCUGCUCCCCGCCGAGCGGCCCCUCCUGCCGGCCCCCGUCGCCGCCGCCCCCAACGACUACAUCGUCGUCCGCAACCACAUCCUCGCCUCGUGGCGCGCCGACCCGCGGGUGCCGCUCCCGCGCUCGCGCGUGCAGGAGACCGUCGCCGCCAGCUACGACAACCUUGUCGCCGUGGCGCACGGGUUCCUCGCCCGGGAGGGCCACAUCAACUUCGGCGUCUCCGCCGCGUUCCCCGCCUCCCCACCACCCGAUGCGCCGCAGCGCCUCGCCGCAUCCGUGCUCGUCGUCGGCGCCGGUCUCGCCGGCCUCGCCGCCGCGCGCCAGCUGCUCCGAUUCGGCCUCCGCGUGCUCGUCCUCGAGGGCCGCGCCCGCCCCGGCGGCCGCGUCUACACCACUCAUCUCGGCGGGGACCAGGCCGCCGUUGAGCUCGGCGGCAGCGUCAUCACCGGCAUCCACACCAACCCGCUCGGCGUGCUCGCCAGGCAGCUCGGGAUUCCACUCCACAAGGUGCGAGACAGUUGCCCGCUCUACCACCACGACGGCCGCACCGUGGACAUGAAGCUGGACAGGAGCAUGGAUCUGGUGUUCAACACGCUUCUAGAACACGCCACCCGGCUGCGAGAGUAUCUCAAGAAGGCAGCCGAGGGGAUCUCGCUAGGGGAAGGUAUAGAGAGGCUGAGACGCUUUUACAAGGUGGCGAAAAGCGUCGAGGAGAGGGAGGUUCUGGACUGGCAUUUGGCUAACCUGGAAUUCUCCAAUGCCGGCUGCCUAUCGGAGCUCUCGCUCGCGCACUGGGACCAGGAUGACCAGUAUGAGAUGGGGGGAGACCAUUGCUUCCUAGCCGGAGGGAAUGCGAGGCUGGUACACGCAUUGUGCGAUGGUGUGCCGGUGUUGUAUGAGAAGACGGUGAAGCGGAUUGAGCAUGGGGAGGAUGGGGUGAGCAUCACCGUGGAAGGAGGCCAGGUUUUCAAGGCUGACAUGGCACUCUGCACUGCUCCACUUGGAGUGCUCAAGAGCAGGAGCAUCAUUUUUGAACCGGAGUUGCCAGAGAGGAAGCUUGAAGCAAUCCAGAGGUUGGGGUUUGGGUUGUUGAACAAAGUCGCCAUGGUGUUUCCCCAUGUAUUUUGGGAUGAGGAGAUUGACACAUUUGGGUGUUUGAAUAAGGAGAGGAGCAAGCGUGGCGAGUUCUUUCUCUUCUACAGCUACCACACUGUCUCUGGUGGUGCGGUACUUAUCGCACUUGUUGCGGGAGAAGCUGCUUUGGAGUUUGAAAAGGUUGAUCCUGCUGUAGCACUUCAUAGGGUCCUUGGUAUUCUUAAAGGUAUCUAUGGCCCCAAAGGUGUUACAGUGCCUGAUCCCAUUCAAUCAUGUUGCACAAGAUGGGGUAGUGAUCCUCUUUGCUCAGGUUCAUACUCUCACAUCAGAGUUGGGUCUUCUGGCACUGACUAUGAUAUUCUCGCUGAGAGCGUCAAUGACCGGUUAUUCUUUGCUGGAGAAGCAACAAAUCGUGCAUACCCUGCAACAAUGCAUGGAGCUUUAUUGAGUGGACUAAGGGAAGCUUCCAAGAUUCUCCAUGCUUCGGAAAGUAGAUUGAAUUCUGAUUAUAAGAAGUAUGCCCUGCAGAAAAGCAUCAGACUUAUAAAUAAUGUACUGGACGACCUUUUCAUGGAGCCAGAUCUAGAAUGUGGAAGAUUCUCGUUCGUGUUCUCCUAUAUUACACCUGAGGAGGAACAGGCUCCGGGAUUGGCUAGGAUUACACUUGAGAAGCCUUUGCUUCUGCCUUCCAAGAAACGCAAAGUAAAGGGUAAUCAGAAGGAUCAGGACCCUGUGGCUGAGAAGAUAGACCAAGAGGUGUUUUAUUUAUACGCCACCGUCUCGCAAGAGCAAGCAACUGAACUAUUGGAAUGCGACAAUGAUAAAAGUAGGAUAGCAGUUCUAUGCAAAGAUCUUGGUGUUAAACUAAUGGGUUACGACAGUACAUACGAUGUAUGUAGUCAUCUGAUUUCUAGCAUCUCGAGAGCUCAGAAAGCCAGGAAAAGGUUGCAGGGACCGAAGAGCUUGAAAACCGGACUUUGAUCUGUACCGCUACUUUAUUCUUGUUUGUAGAAAAGAACCCCAUAUUUUCUCUUUUGGUUUGGGCCAAAAACUGGCUCAUAGAUUGUUCUCUAGUGUGCAAACUUUAGACGUGGGGCAGGAAAACCAAGAUCCUCCCUGCCAUUUGUAACAUGGCAGUCAUCAGUCAUCUGGCCUCCCUCAGUAGAUUAGAACUUAGAUGCACUGAUAAAUUUCAAUGAAUAGUUUGGUUGCAGGUACUAUUGGAUUCUUUUAGGGAGGCUACUAUUGUUUUCAUCUUCCCCCUUUUUUUUCUAGAUGUUGUUCCUAUAUUGGUAUCUGGCAGUUUAUGUGUUGCUGAAAUGGUGGAUAAGCUCACUUCUGGACCA
Oryza sativa Japonica Group (Japanese rice) is the source of this 2720-nucleotide messenger RNA. Lineage: Eukaryota; Viridiplantae; Streptophyta; Magnoliopsida; Poales; Poaceae. The record is from RefSeq and is a predicted model, not a curated record.